GAGAUCGCGACAGUUUGGGCUUUUUUAUUCUAUUUGUUUUUUUUGUUUUUUUUAAGUUAGAGAUGAAGGAGCAAAGACAAAAUUCGCGAUUAUAAUUUAAGAUACGUCCCCGCUAGAGCCCUCAAUGAAAACACCUGUCCAUACACUGCUUUAUCCUUUCACCUGCUCUAUGUUUGACAAACUCUUGAAAAAUACUGUAAAUCAUUAUCAAGAAAAUGAGAGCGCAAGUGCUAUUGCAGAAAAUGCUAGUCAAGGUAAAUGCGGCUAAAAUAAAUGAAAAUUAAUAAACUCGCAAUUAUGCUCGCUACAGGGGGCCCGUAUUACUGCAAGCAAUGUAUGUUGCAAAGGAAAAGCUUUUUUCCCAAGUAUUGAAUAUAAAAAAAUUAUAUCGCCUUUCUUGCCUUUUAAGAAGCCAUUCGCCAUUCUUUAAGAAACGGAAGUGGACAAUUAUUGAAAUAAACAGGAACAAUGAGAUUUUGUCAGCCAAUAGAGUACUUUUUGUACUAUUUCUUCAUUGGCUAAUGAGAAGGUGGGGUUCUUUUUCAAAGUGUAUUCCUAUGGAGAGGAACAUAAUUAUUCAUUAUUUCUUAGAGCUCAUCGCGUUUUCAGGUACGAAGUCUUGCUCGAUAUCAUCAAAAACGUGAGGGACGUGACAAACAUCGCUCCCCACUUCAGACCAAGCAAGAUGCAAGCGAUUCGGAAAACAGUUCUUGGUCUUCUUCUCCUCUCAUUUGAGCUCACACUAAAAAGUGCAUUCGUAAAAGCAAUGCCGUCGCCUGUUGCUUUGUACACCUUCUCUUUGCCAGACUUGUUCGAGGAUAUGAGUGGAAAUGGGGUUAAGCUCGAAAACGGUGGCCAAUAUCAAUUGACUGAGGGACCAACUGGUGAUAAAGAUGGCGCCGUUCUGUUUUUGGGGACAGACGAAUCACUCAAAAUACUUAAUAGAAAUGACAAAACAGACACAAGGUAUUCCAUCACGAUACUUCUGUGGAUACGGCAGGAGUCAUCGGGGCCAAUCUUUCAGUAUGACAAAGACAGCUUGAAUGGGGUACAUUUCUGGUACAGAACACCGACCCAAUUGUACCUCCAGAUACCAGAGCGCGGCACGGGUAAAAAAUACGGCGCUUUGACAUACAGCAACCUCCCUACCAAAACCUGGCACCAUGUGGGGUUCACAUAUGACUACUCCACUGGUCUGCAAAGGCUCUACGUAAAUGGCACUAUGGUGGCAGAGAGCAAUGUUGGCAAUCAUGAAAUUGCUACCAAUUAUGAGAUGUACUUCGCGAAAAGCUACGGUCUGAAAUUGACAUCAUCAAGUGGAUACACAUUAAGAGCCCGCAUGAAUUGUUUCCAAAUAUACGACCAAGCCCUCAGCCCUGACCAUGUGAAGGCAGCAAGAGAUAGGUGCACUAGAAAAGAAUUGUUCAUGCAGUGUUUCAAUUAUCAAGUAUUAAAGAGUUUUGUCGCGGCAAAGAACUACGUCUGGUAUGGCUUCAAAGGUAAUAAGGCAAAGAAAAUACGAUCCAGCUGCCCUUCUAAGUCGGAUUGCCAAGUCUGGAUCAACAGUACACACCCUUUAAGACCGCAAGGAACGGUAGAACACGAGCUGUGCGUUCGUGGGGCGAGUGGCUGCUGUGAACAGAAGGCGAGGGUGGAGAUACGACAAUGCUAUGGCUAUAACGUCUACAAGUUCAAGGGUCUCCCACCUCUUGAUGCACACAUCAUGAUAUGCCUCGCAACAGAUACUGACAACGAUGCGCCGGAAAAGAUAUUCGGGCCAAUGCCUGGUUACCGCCUCAUCAAUCACGUGAUCUAUACCGAAACUCGCGUCCCCUCCCCCACCGUUUGCAUCGGUUAUUGCCUUUUGGAUGACAAGAGAUGCAAGUCCGUGAACUACAGCGCGCGAGACAACGGAAUCUGCCAACUGAACAACGCUACAGAGUUUGACGGACACCUAUCAAUCAAUCAGACAUGGGAUUACUACAAGCCAUUACAGUUUAUUACCAUUGAAUAAAUCAAGCACAUCACAAGAAGAGUCGACACAAGCAGUAGCUGACCAGCAGUCAACACAAGCGAAAACUGACCAGCGGUCUAGAAGGCACAAGUGAUGAACGGUGGGGACACAGAACACGGCAGACAACCGAGUGAAUACUGACCAGUGGUCGAUCCUGGUGAAUAGAACAGCGCGGUCAAUGGACUGGGUACUGGCAAGUGGUAGACAAAAGCAAUAACUGGCCAGCGAUCAACACAAGUGAACACUGACAAGCGGUUGGUUCCAAGAAUAUACUGGCUAUCGGUCAACGAAAGUGAUUACUGACCAAUAGUCAAUAUAAGUGAAUUUUGAUCAGCGGUCAACACAAGUGAAUACUGACCAGCGGUCAACAUUAGCAAUGCAAACUUGUAGGGUCACAUGCAACAAACGUAAUAUCGAGUACCUUGCAAUAUAAUUCUUUUCUCAUCGAUGUAAUAUAGUAAACAAGUGUAAUUAAUGCGGGUACACCACAUUUUUCUUUGGCUGGGAAAGGAGGGGGAUGCUAAACUUACAGUUGGAUCAUUGUUCCCCAUACAUGGUGGUGCAAAGACAUGCAACUCAAUUUUUUGAGGUCAUAAUCGCUGAAAUGAUUAAACUUUGAGGUACGAUUUUUGGAAGGGGAGCAUCGAGACAUCAUACCCCUACCCUCUCAGUGUCAGGCCACGCCUUCUCCCACGGAGAGCAUGUGACGCCGUAUACAUUUAAUUUCAUAGUCAGUUUGGCAUUUAAAUUUAUAUCGUUGCCAAUGCUAUUGUAGCAUAUCAAAGAAUGUCAUCCGACGUUCUCUAUGUCAAGCUUACGUGACUGAUUUUGCAGUAGGAACUUUGUUCCAAAAUAGAAGUAGAGACCUAUUUAGAGACUUUAGUGUCGACUCGAGAAUGUAAAUGCAACACCACUGACCAAGGCAUGUCCUAGCCUCCUCCGCAGGCGUCUCUAAGCGUUAGAAACAAUCUAAAAAUCUUGUGGGUUUCCUGUGGUCGACAUAUUUUCUGGGCAAAAGUGAUGCCUGCGGAGGAGGCGAGGGAUGUCCCACUUUUAAGCAAAUAUAAAGUGCACUGUGCAUCUAAGCUUUACUCUGCAACAUCUACUCAUUGUAAAAAUUCCUGUGAGUUAGAAUAAAUUCUUGGAGUACCUUC
Nematostella vectensis (starlet sea anemone) is the source of this 3168-nucleotide messenger RNA. RefSeq lists its product as uncharacterized. The record is from RefSeq and is a predicted model, not a curated record. NCBI's taxonomy places the organism in Eukaryota, Metazoa, Cnidaria, Anthozoa, Actiniaria, Edwardsiidae. The transcript has 7 exons. The coding region runs from base 686 to 2014 and encodes 442 amino acids.